GCGCCGGCUAGUCGGUUCCACGGCGUGACACCGUUUGAUGUGACUGAGCAGCGGCUGUCACAGUGGAAGAUACAAGUUGCUUAGAUACUUAGAUACCUAACUACUUAAUUAUUAGACACUUGCUAGUACGGCAGCAUGAACAGCACGCGCCAUGGCCGCCGAUCGUUCGCCAUUUGGGGUGGAUUAAUGGCCAUCUUGUGCCUGAACGAGAUUUCCUUCGCUUCAGCUGUUGCCUACUACACCGAGAAGCCUGCUUUUCUGCCGUCUUGUCGGAUCUACGAGACCGGCUUCACCAAGUGCUCGACGAACAGCAUCCAGAAGCUUCUCGACCAGCUGAACAUUGGAAUACCAGAGGUGCUCGAGCGCUUCGGGCCCUUUGAUCCCAUGCGAGUGAGGGACAUAGUCUUCAAGCAGGAUAACAACGAGGUGGCCACCAUCAGAGCCAAUCUCACUGAGCUGGUGGUCAAGGGUUUCGCCAACACAAAGGUCAAGGAGAGUCGUGUCAGCAAGAAGGACUUUGGCUGGCAGACCAAAAUAUAUCUGCCGAAAAUGAGACUGGAUGGCAAGUACGAAAUGGCGGGGCGAAUAUUACUUAUACCGCUCAGUGGCUCUGGCAAAAUAUUCAUCGAAAUCGAUGAUCUUGACAUUUUGCUACUGACCAAAACACGUCUGUAUGAAAAGGGCGGCUUCACCUUCGACAAUGUGACUGCGGUGCGCGUUCAACUCAACCUGACAAAGGUGCGAACCUACCUGGACAACCUUUUCAAUGGUCGCAGCAAGGAGGUUGAGCGCAGCACCAAUGAGUUCUUCAACGAGAACUGGCGCGAUUUCUACGAGGCCCUAAAACCACUUAUCGUUGAGACGGUGGAAAAUAUCCUUUACGACGUUAUGUCCACGGUUUUCCACCUUAUUCCUGCCAACUUUUUCGUUGAGGACAUUCCCACGCCUCAGCAACUAUAUGGCCCAAAGGAAGCUGUUGAAAAAAGAACAGUUCAGUGAUAUAAGCUGCAUCUUACUCACAGAAUGCCAUCAGAAAUUUUCCCAUAGUUGUGCAAUUGUUUAAAUAAAAUAAAAUCGAUAAAAUUUUUUCAAUAGUA
This is a messenger RNA of Drosophila biarmipes, 1097 nucleotides long. Its product is annotated as protein takeout. The transcript has 4 exons. The coding region runs from base 136 to 999 and encodes 287 amino acids. NCBI's taxonomy places the organism in Eukaryota, Metazoa, Arthropoda, Insecta, Diptera, Drosophilidae. The record is from RefSeq and is a predicted model, not a curated record.